Molecule: messenger RNA, 2549 nt
Organism: Phlebotomus papatasi
Lineage: Eukaryota; Metazoa; Arthropoda; Insecta; Diptera; Psychodidae
Gene: glo
Product: heterogeneous nuclear ribonucleoprotein H3
Exons: 8
Coding region: 143-2206 (687 amino acids)
Biological process (GO): regulation of RNA splicing
Cellular component (GO): nucleoplasm; ribonucleoprotein complex
Molecular function (GO): RNA binding
Source: RefSeq, a predicted model, not a curated record
AUAUUGGUGCAGUUUUGUUUUAUUCAGCCGGCUGGGAAAUUGGUUUCUUGUGAAUAAUUAAGUGAAAAGUUGCAAAAACUUGGUGAAAAUUGUGUUUUGUGACUCCAAGAACCACCGUUGAGGGAUAAAGUGUGCAGUGACGAUGGCCGAGACGUCAGAGACUAACAUCAUCAAAUUGAGGGGAUUACCGUGGAAUGUGACGGUAAAGGAGAUCAAGGAGUUCCUGAAGGACGUGGAAUUUGUGAAUGGGGACGAUGGCAUCCACUUGGUGACCUCCCCAAGGGAUGGUCGUCCCAAUGGGGAGGCCUUUGUGGAGUGUGCCAGCGAGAAGGACUUCAAUCUGGCCUUUGAGUACAACAAGAACGUCAUGGGGCACCGGUACAUCGAAAGUAUGGAACGAGUCGAUGCCUUGGAAUUCCAGGAAGAGAUGCUUAAAUUAAAGUCCCAUCCCACAGCGAUUUCCGAGGAAUCGGAUACCGAAGUGGUGAAAGAUACCAAAGAAACCAAUGGCACAAAUGAAUCGACUCAAUCUAUGGAAGUUACAGAAUCGAGCCCUGGAUCAUGCCCGGAAAUUUCGGGUUUGACCAUCUCUGGGGAGGCAACGGAUGAAGAUAGAGAAUCCAAAACUGCCGAGGAUGGUGCCGUUUCGGCUGUCGGCACCGAAGAAAAUCCCGGCAGUGUCUCAGAUAAGCCCGAUGGCAAGAAAGAAGAAGAAAAAAAGGGGACUCCGGAAAAGGCUCCGGAGGCUAAAAAGAAGGAAGAUGGAAGUGCCAAGGCUCAGCCGGAAAAGCCAAAGUGCUCAGCAAAGACGGCUAAGCGUAAAGAAGAGAGGAAGAGGGCCAAAUUGAGGCAAAGGCAAUUAGCUGCGAAAUACGGAAUACCGUACAAUUCGCCACUUUUUUCCCUUUUUGCUGCAAGACCUGAUGAAUUCGAGACAAUCAUGAGGAAACAAUGUGUUGUCCAGGCGGAAACCUUUGUGAAACUCCGUGGAUUGCCGUACAGUGUUUCACCGAAUGAAAUUGAGACAUUCUUUGAAGGGUUGGAGCUUAAGCAGGACCGAGGCAGUAUUCAUAUUGUGAUGGACAACCGGGGGCGCGCAACGGGUGAAGCGUUUGUACAAUUCGUUAAUCCGGAUGACACUGAGAAGGCUCUGAAGAAAAAUCGGGAGAAAAUUGGGCACAGGUACAUCGAGAUCUUUCGGAGUUCGGCAUCUGAAUUUCGCCGGAGUACAUUCAAUAGUGCUCGACCUGGACCGUACGACAGAAAUGACAGGGGUGGACUACGAAUGGGCUUCGGAGGUAGUGGAGGUAUAGGCAUGAUGCGCAACCGAGGAAACUUCAAGGGUGGCGAUCGAAAUGAUGGACCCGGUGGCUGGAAGAAUCGUCCGUUUGAUGGCUUUGGCGGCGGUAACUUCAAUGGCGGCGGCGGCGGUGGCGGUGGCCCCAAUGGCGGAAGCGGCUUUGGCAACUUUGGCGGCUAUGGUGAGUCUUUAAGUGGCCAUCUACCCAACCCACAGCACACACCUGUAACUGUAUCCGUUGACCAAGAAGGUGGAGGAGGCGGUGGCAGUGGCCCAAACUUUGGGGGUAACGGCGGGAAUUUUGGCAACUUUGGUGCCGGCGGCGGUGGCGGCGGCUAUGGGGGUGGCAAUGGCGGCGGCAGUGGGGGCAACUUUGGUGGAGCUGGUGGAAAUUUUGGGGGCAAUAGCAACUUUGGGAACUUUGGGAAUCGCGGAGAUGACUUUAUGGCUCGCAAUGGACCCGGAAGUGGCGGCGGAUUUGGCGCCGGAGGCGGAUUCAACAAUGGCGGCGGCGGUGGCGGUGGCGGCGGCGCCGGUGGUGGCGGUGGAAAUUUCGGUGCCAUGGGCAAUCGCAAUGGUGGAAGCAUGGGAGGAGGGAAUGGAACGUGGGCUGGGGGAGAUGAAGGCGAGGAGGGCGGAGAGGAAUAUUGCGUUCAUUUGCGCGGAAUGCCCUACUACUGCGACGAACAGGACAUUUACAAGUUCUUUGCCCCACUCAAGCCUAUCAAUUGCCAGGUGAUCUACAACAGCCGUGGACUGCACUCCGGAGAGGCGGACGCCCUCUUUGCCACUCAAGCUGAGGCCAUGGCGGCAAUGUCAAAGCAUAAGGAAAAAAUGGGCUUUCGCUACAUUGAAUUGUUCUACAAUGCGUCGAACAAUGCUCGUAAGCGCGAGAGACGAUUUUAAAAGGGGAUAAAAAGAGAAAUUGAUAAAAAAUAUAUUAAUUUUAGCAGAAAAAAAACAUCAAUAAUCCAACAAAAACUACAAAAAAAAUAAUCAAGAGUGGAUGUGAAUAAUUGUAAUCUUUAGGCUAUUAUUUUAGGUGAGAUACUUUUUCAUUCAUUUCAAUUUACUUCUAAUUUUUUUCAUAAUUUCUCUUAUGAAUUUCACUGCAUUUUUUAAAAACAAAUAUUUUUAAAUAUGAGAAUAUCAAUUUUAUUUGAGAUAAAAAGGAAGAAUGAUAAGUAAUUUAGAAUAAAAUAAAAUAAAAUGAUUGAUGAGAAAUAAAGUGGAAAAGAUUAAACAAAAA